Molecule: messenger RNA, 1629 nt
Organism: Rhipicephalus sanguineus (brown dog tick)
Lineage: Eukaryota; Metazoa; Arthropoda; Arachnida; Ixodida; Ixodidae
Exons: 8
Coding region: 118-1458 (446 amino acids)
Source: RefSeq, a predicted model, not a curated record
GAUCAAACUCUGUCACCGGCUGCUCUGGUCCGCGUUCGCUGGCCUCCGAUGACCGCGGUCAGUUGAACGACUUCGUCGCUGGAUACCGGUCAGCAGCAGCGGCAACAGUGGCGACGCAUGGCGGCAGUAUUACGGGAUAGAACGCGAGUGCUGCUCGUUGUCCUGUGGGUAGCCCUGGCAGUGGUUCCAGCGCACCAGUCCUUCGGCGGGGCAGUAGACCACAGUCGACAUGCACAUCAUCAAAACGCGAGGGGAGGCACGAGGAAGCAGUCCGGAUCUGGCAAGGAGUUUCUCGGAGAAGGCGACCAGAGGCCCGGCGUACCCUCUAACCCAUUCUCAGCGCCAAUGCUGAACUCAAACUCGCCUCUAUUGGCCACAACCUACUACUACAACCCGCACCGGCAAGGGUCGGGUUCCUCUUCCUCUUCAUCCGGGCACCACCGCCACCACGACCUGCUGCUCAAGGAAGGUGUGGACCAGGAGACCUGCCGGGCAGCCGAUGGCCGUGAUGGAACUUGCUACGAUGCCGUACAAUGCCUGAACCGCGGCGGAACGCCCAUGGGCCGUUGCGAGGACAGAGUCUGCUGUGUCUUCGAGGUGUCGUGCGGCGAGGCGAGCUCGGAGCGCACGGCAUACGUUCGCAACCCGGGCUACCCUGGUACGCACAACCGCGAGGCCAUGUGCAAGGUUCGAGUCUCGAAGCGGGACGCCGACGUGUGCCAGUUCCGGCUGGACUUCCUCACGCUGGACCUGGCGAGGCCCGUGGACGGAAACUGCUCGCAGGACAUGCUCGUCGUCUCAGGGCAGAACGAGAACAACCAGGUGCCGCGCAUAUGCGGCCUCAACACCGGGCAACACUCCUACGUCGACGUUGAAGAGUCUGGAGGUAUCAGCUUGAACCUCAUGAUGGUCGGAAGCUACUCGAGAAAAUUCGACAUCAAGGUCACCCAACUGGAAUGCGAAGGCCCACAGUCAGCGCCCUCUCACUGCCUACAGUACUUCUGGGGCACCCACGGCACGGUGAAGAGCUUCAACUACGACGAGGCCGGUGGUAGCCUCCACCACCAGGGCUACCCCAACGACUUGGACUACGUUGUGUGCCUGCGCAAGGAGCCCGGAUUCUGCUCCGUCACCUACGAGGUAGCCCCAGACGAAGAGCUCGGCGCUUCACCGUUCGGAGUGGGCGCCAUUCCGUCGCAAAGAGAAAGCGUGCAGUUGACUUCCUCACCCAUCAUGGCGGAGUGCCCGGAUGACUACAUCAUCAUCGGAGGCGUGCGCAUGUGCUCCACGGGCCACGAGACCGAGGUCGAACAGCGUCAUACGCGGGACCUAAACGCGACGGGCCUCACACUUAUUACAGAUGGCACACCCGGUCCAUUCCUGAUGCGCUUCGUCUCUAACCACGUGAACAAUGCUCGAGGAUUCAAGCUGCACUACCGCCAGAACCCGUGCAAGUGAAACCAGCUUUGCGGCUCUUGAGCGGUCUCCUGUAUCUUCGGCCAUCUCGUAGCGUCUGAUACUCCUAUACCGCAGUUCUUGUUGUGUCGCCAGUGUUCGUUCAUUUGUGCCCCAUUUUGUAACUUGUAUCUAUUAUAUGUGAAUGUGUUAUUAAUCCAAUAAAACAUCAGG